AUGAAUAGCCUUGCUGCAAAUCAUGUUCUUUUAUUAACCUGUAUUCUCACAGCUGUUGGGUGGAUUGUGGCAUUUGUUGGAUUAUGUAUUGCCAACGUGUCAGUAAACCCCAUUUCAUGGUGGAUUGUAGUAUAUGAGCUUGCAUUAGUUAUCUUUGUAUGUAGUGUGCUAGGCACAGGUAAAAUGACUACGUAUCGGCUGGUGGUGAUCGCUUUGGUGGCUAUCAGUGUUCCUUAUGCAACAGACGAAGUGUCUCGAUACAUUGCAACACCCCAUCCUGCCCUUUCUGUAGCAUCGGCAGGAUAUAUUGUCAUUCUUGUUUCUCAGUUUUCAUGGCUCUUUCUUUUGGGGGUACAAAACAAUGAAUCCUUUGAACCUUUCCAACCACAUCAUCAUCACCAACCAGCCUAUUCUUAUCGUACACAUCCAUCCACACCCACAAUGACCUAUACAACUGACAUGGAUGUUACUAAAUCGACUGCUGCCGCUGCUGCUGCUUCACCUUACCCAAUGAUCUAUAAUCAAGAUAACACCGUCUUUGUAUCACCGCAUGCUGAAUACAACAUCCCUGUCGUUGCCUUGCACUCUUAUGAGGCCAAUCCUGAUGACCCCAAUGAGCUCUCAUUUACAAAGGGUGAGGUGCUCCAUGUGCAUGAGCGUAAAGGAAACUGGUGGCAAGCAAGACAAGCCGAUGGCACUGUAGGCAUGAUACCCAGCAAUUAUGUGACGCCCACCACCCAACCAAUUUAA
Lichtheimia ornata is the source of this 750-nucleotide messenger RNA. RefSeq lists its product as uncharacterized. Bases 1 to 750 code for a protein of 249 amino acids. The transcript is spliced from 6 exons. The record is from RefSeq and is a predicted model, not a curated record. Gene Ontology annotation, molecular function: protein binding. NCBI's taxonomy places the organism in Eukaryota, Fungi, Mucoromycota, Mucoromycetes, Mucorales, Lichtheimiaceae.